Adelges cooleyi (spruce gall adelgid) is the source of this 2694-nucleotide messenger RNA. It is a transcript of the gene Pop4, whose product is annotated as ribonuclease P protein subunit p29. The coding region runs from base 846 to 1541 and encodes 231 amino acids. Gene Ontology annotation, cellular component: ribonuclease MRP complex; ribonuclease P complex. The transcript has 6 exons. Gene Ontology annotation, molecular function: ribonuclease P RNA binding. Gene Ontology annotation, biological process: rRNA processing; tRNA 5'-leader removal. The record is from RefSeq and is a predicted model, not a curated record. Lineage: Eukaryota; Metazoa; Arthropoda; Insecta; Hemiptera; Adelgidae.
UGAAUAGUAAAUAGUUCUAUAGUAAAUGUUUAUAUUUUGAAAAAUUCGUUAAUAUUACGCGACAACCCUACGUACUCGUCAGUAUUUGUUUUUUUUUCAAACUUAAUUCGAUAGUGUUGUUAUUGCGAUUUGUUCGUUUUCGUCAAACGCACCGGCGUCGCAUUAGACAGAAUAAUAAUUAUUCAUACCGGAUGACUUACGCGUCGGGGAAUAAAUUUGAAAAUAAUAUAAUAUUAUGUUGGCCGCCGACGUUAAGCAGCUAUACCGUAUGUGGGUUAAUGGGGGAACGCCGAACGGAACGGCACGGCACGAGACGACAUGCAAAAUGGUGGCAGCGGCGGCGUUGUCGUCCGCGGUGCUGGGACCCUGGUACAAAUCGGCGUAAGUGAUGCGUCCGGGCGGUCGGUCCGAAAGUGCACGACCGCGGACAGAGAGUACCCAAAAUGUCGGGCAACAGUCUGGUUUCGAUAAAAACGGGGGCCCCCUGAACGUGGCCUGCGCACUGAGUCCCGCGUUGAGGCAGGUCAUGAUCCAUAGUGGUCUGGGGCGAAUCCAUGACAGCCGUCCGGGGUAUAAUACGAUGCGAGUCCUACAGCCGGCGACAAGGUACCUUACCUCACCGGUUUGCGGUGGAUUUGCCCACGCUCAAAGCGCAUCGAAGUGCACGUGCCUAUCACUAUUCACUACAAUGUUAUCACAUCGACAGUCAUUGCAGUUUUCGAACUAAAUCUACCGGCAAACAGUAUUAACUGCUGUGUUGAAAAUAUGCAAUCAAAAUAUUCGCCGUUCAGAUAGAACUGAGGGUAAAAAUUUAGUUGUAUUUCAAAUUUGGCAAUUUGUUUAAGAUGUCUAAACCUGUGUAUUAUUCAUUGAGCCAAACGACUUUUCAAGCUGCAUCCGUGCCGCAAGUCAAAAGUCCAUUAUCUUUAACUGAAUUAUCUCGACAGCUACUUCCUUCGAAAAUAAGCAAUAAAGAAAUUGAUGCUGGAUUUAAAAGAACAUAUUGGCUUGGGGUUCUUGAAAAUAAGAAAACAAAAUCAACACCGAAACUUCACCAUACAGGACAAUCAAAACCAAAAAAUCAAUUGAAACGAGUGUUAGGAAUAAAUAGACCGCCAAAAGAUGUUUUAUCAUACGAUGAUGCAAUGAAAUUAAAUAAAUUAUGGUUGUCAUAUAUGAAAACAGUAAUCAAUCUUGAGGAUUUAGUUUCGAGAGGAUGGAAUGGUAAACCAUGUGGUAAACACUGGUCAGGUCUUAUGACAAGUUUGUAUAAAUGUGAUUACCACGGUGCUCACGUUAAAGUGAUAAGUUCCAGAUGUUGUUCAUAUAUUGGUAUACAGGGUGUAAUUAUACUCGAAACUAAAAAUACAUUCCAAAUUGUAGGACCUGAUAACACACUAAAAACUGUUCCAAAAAAUGGCUGUGUAUUUGAAAUUGUGUUACAAGGUUACCUUUUCCAUAUUUAUGGACAACAUUUCGUAACCAGGUCAAAAGAUCGUUCAAAGAAGAAACUAAAAGACAAUCUGCUGUUACAAUUAUGAUAUCUCAUUACCUUGUUGACCUAAUUUUUUUAUAAGUUUCAUUUAAUGAUUUUUGUUAUUUUAUUUUUACCGACUACCAUACUAUAAUAAACAGAGUAGUAACAAAAUCAAACGGUUAAUUCAUAAGAAAAGUACUUUACCAUUACGGUAUUCGUUGGAUGUUUAAGAAAUUUUACACUUUAAAUCUUUAUUUCAUUGCCCGUUAAUUGUGUAUUCUACUUAGAGUUGCCAAAUAUUAUGUUAACCAGAUAAUGAAAAACAAAUUUAAAUAUUUUAUUGUCGGUUGUCUUUAAAUUUGCUUAACAUUUGAGCAUAAAUGGUAGAUCUAAAUUUUUGAUACCGUCGCCGUUGUAGAAAAAACCGUGUACACCGGUGUUCAUGUCUUGAAAAAAUACUGCGCCCGGCCACAACAGGUUGUGCAUCACAAAAUAUCUGUUGAAUAUGAUUCGUGCAGCCCAACAGUCUUUUACAAAAAAUAGUAAUUAAAUAAAUACUUAAGCUGCGACCUUUAAAUUACAAUAAUCGCCGUACCCUUGGGGAUGUCAUUUUCAAUGGACUCCAGCAUGUCUAUGGACGCAUUAUAGUAACAUCGUAGCUUUGCUUUGCUUUCGGACCCUUUGGCUGAUGGAAAUUGCUCUUUCAGAUGUAGAAAAUUGCGUAAGUCGUCUAUUUCCGAAUGAUCCAGACCUGCGGUUUACCUUAACUUCAGAUUCUUGUAUGUUGGCAUCAUAUGACGCAUUAUUUAUGUGCCUACUGCCGCCUACCCUUAUAGCACGGCGCGUUCACUAUAUUUCCAUUGGGGAGUUUAUACAGGAAGCCCCGGAGCACCACAUGCGUCUCGUUUUCAAUCAUGUCUACUGCAACUGCCAAUCUGUCUUCCUCUUUAAUCAUCUUGGUCGCGUCCGAAUCCCUCGAACCGGAGAUUUCCUAUACUCAAGGUAAAAUAUUGGUAAUCAAAAUAAUAAUUCUACUCAAUAUUCCGUUCACUAUUUGCAAUAGAUCAAUUUGGGCAAAAUUAAACACUUAAGGGCAGUGUAGACCAAAACAAAAAUUAGCAGGCUAUUAUUAUUAUUUUUUUUAAACCCAGCAAAUAUUUUUUGACGAAUUAAUAACAAACAUUAUACCAAUUUUUAAAAAAUAUUUUAUUAAGUAU